Messenger RNA from Cladocopium goreaui, 1230 nucleotides. NCBI's taxonomy places the organism in Eukaryota, Dinophyceae, Suessiales, Symbiodiniaceae. The record is from the annotation of a GenBank genome assembly.
ACUGAAAGGGUGAUGUUCGCCCGAAGGUCAAAAGCAACUUCCAUCACUUUGCCGUGAGUUCAUGUGAAGUCUGGAAGGUCUGAACUAAGCAACUUUCUUGGCCAAUGCAAAGAGCGAAAUCCGAAGGUUCCUACCAGUGGCAACAUGCAUCAGAGAUCCUGUCUGGAGCAGGCAGUGCAUCAUUGCAGCUGGGUUCAUUUGCAUUCAAUUCUAUGGUUGCUUCGGCUGCACGGGAGAGGCUUUGGCAGCUCGCGCUGUCGCUUCAGCAAGAGAUGCUGCUUCGGAACUUGAGACUUGAUGUCUACAGCUAUGCCUCCGCAUUCAACGCAGUUCGAGGGCAAGACACAGCAGUUGAACUUUGCAGCACAAUCAUGACUGACAUGUUCUCGAAGCAUGUGAUGCCAAACACAGUGGUCUUGAAUGCAGCAAUCAUAGCAGUCAGUGCCCUAGCCUGGGAGGAGGCUCUGGCUUACUACGCUAUGAUGAAGGACUUGUCCCUGGAGCCUGACCUCAUAACGCUCAGUUCAGCCAUGAGUGCUUGUACCAGUGGAUCCGCCUGGAGACUGGCCAUUCAGCUUUUUCGACAAGCUGAGAUGCAGCCCAACAUUGUGACCAGCAAUGCUGCAAUUUCCGCUUGCUCUGCUGGGAAUCUUUGGCAGGAAGCCCUAGCGGUCCUCAGCCACAUGGAAGCUGACGAUAUUUCGUAUGUUGGAGCCAUCAGUGCUUGUCGCAGCCAGAAACAAUGGCAGUUGGCUUUGGACCUGUUGCAGAACUGCCCAGGCAAUGUGAUUGCUUGCAGUGCUGCCAUUGCCGUUCUUGAGGCGGAUGGACGCUGGCAGUUUGCAGUAGCCUUGCUGGACAAAAUGCGCAGGAGAGGCCCAUCUCCCAAUGUGGUGACCUACAACUCGGUGAUCAGUGCUUGUGGAAAAGGUCAGCAGUGGCAGCGCGCCAUUGAUUUGUUGGCAGAAGCAAGGAAGAUGAAACUUCGGCCAGGAACGGUCACUUUGAAUGCUGCCACAAGUGCCUGCGAGAAAGGCCGCCGCUGGCAACAUGCUGAGCAGCUGCUCAGGGACGGAGAGGCUGCAAAACUUCGCAUCGAUGCCAUUGGCUUCUCAGCAGCUACCAGUGCCUGUGAGAAGGGAUGGCAAUGGAACCAUGCACUUCAGAUGCUGCAAGAAAUGCAUCGUCGGCGGCUUCUGGAGGUGGUGUCCUGCAAUGCAGCCCUAAGUG